AUUGCUUAAAACAAAAAAAAUUUGGGAGUUGCUUUAUUUAUUCACCAUUACGCUAACUCUUUAACUAAAAUUCAAAAUGCGUAGAAGGACCGAAGGCCAAGAACUAUCCGAGGAAAUGUCUAAAGCGGAUGAAAAGGAUGUGGAUCAGGCACAGCCCAUUCAACCUAAAGUGAAAAGCAGCUUCAGAUACGGGUCCAUGCUCAUGAACUUCGGGAAGUUUUUGCUUCUCGCUAUCAUCGUUCCUCCGUUCCUCAACUACGCAUCGCUGCAGAAAGAAGGACAGUUGCUACUUCCCAAAGAUGGCCAGAUUGUCGAUAUUGGUUUGGGCCAGAAAAUGCACCUAUUGUGUAAAGGAAAAGGAAGUCCAGCUGUCAUAUUGGAUGCCCCAACUGGAAUGUCCUCAGAUAUUUGGCAUUAUGUUCAAGAGAGCAUUUCUUCACUGACAAGGGUGUGCACCUAUGAUAGAAUGGGAUUGGGGUUCAGCAGGCGGGUGAUGCAGAACAAGACCACAGGAGCUGAGAAAGUUUGGGGAAUGUCAACAAGCGGACGGAUGGUGGAUGAUCUCCAUCGACUCCUCGGGGCGGCUGAGAUAGUUAUGCCUUUCAUCCUGGUGGGCUCUGAACUGGGCACACUCAACGCCAGGUUCUACACCCACAUCUAUGAUGUGCAAGUGUCUGACCUGCUGCUGAUUGAUCCCAUCCCAGAGGAGGUCUUUGAGGAGGACCAGUGGAAAGAGUACUGGUACGGUAAGCUGGUGCCCUCACUCCAAGCCAGGCAGUUCUCAGCAGCUACAGGGUUGAGCCGUAUGCUGAUCAUUCUGGGUAUGAUUGAGCCAACCAUCAAAGGAGGAAAUGUCUCAGAGGAGGUCAUGCAGCGCCAGAAAUAUUUGCUAAGUAACCCUGCCCACCAAAGCAGCGCUGUGGACGAGCAUUAUUUUAUAAACGAAAGUGCAUCUCAAGUAAGGGAUAUCAUGCAGUUCAAGCCGCUCGCCAGCAGGACAUCUGUCAGCGUCAUCACCGGCGAAUCCUUCGACCGGCAGAUCGCGGACAAUUUAAACGAGAUGGUAGCAAAGCUUCAAAAGAAGUUCCUGGAUGAGUCAUAUCCGUCAGCGAGUCACAUUCAGAUAAAAGGAGCAGACCGGCGGAUGAUCUACAAGAAGCCAUCUGCCAUCAUUCAGCACCUGCGGAAACUAGUCAACCAGCGACGGUCCAAACCACAGAAAGAGUGACCUGUGGCCAGAAUGUCUCUUUCCUAAACCUAAACCCAAUUUGGGAAAUUGUCAAAGUAUCUGGAGAGCUUAAU
This is a messenger RNA of Lampris incognitus (smalleye Pacific opah), 1302 nucleotides long. RefSeq lists its product as uncharacterized. The transcript is spliced from 11 exons. The record is from RefSeq and is a predicted model, not a curated record. NCBI's taxonomy places the organism in Eukaryota, Metazoa, Chordata, Actinopteri, Lampriformes, Lampridae. Bases 77 to 1228 code for a protein of 383 amino acids.